Pezoporus flaviventris is the source of this 1091-nucleotide messenger RNA. RefSeq names its product cytosolic Fe-S cluster assembly factor NUBP1-like. Bases 1 to 975 code for a protein of 324 amino acids. The transcript is spliced from 11 exons. Gene Ontology annotation, cellular component: cytosol. Lineage: Eukaryota; Metazoa; Chordata; Aves; Psittaciformes; Psittacidae. Gene Ontology annotation, biological process: iron-sulfur cluster assembly. Gene Ontology annotation, molecular function: ATP binding; ATP-dependent FeS chaperone activity; 4 iron, 4 sulfur cluster binding. The record is from RefSeq and is a predicted model, not a curated record.
AUGGCGGAGGCGGCGGGUGGGCCGCAGCCGGGGGAUUGCCCAGGGAGCAGCAGCGCCCAGGCGGGCAGGGCCGCCGCCUGCCAGGGCUGCCCCAAUCAGGGGCUCUGCGCUGCCGGCGCCGCCCCGGCCCCGGCCCCGGCGGAGCUGUCGGAGCUGCGGUCGCGGCUGCGGGCGGUGAAGCACACGGUGCUGGUGCUCUCGGGGAAGGGCGGCGUGGGCAAGAGCACCUUCAGCGCGCUCCUGGCUCACGGGCUGGCGGCGGACGAGGCCAAGCAGGUUGCUCUGCUGGACAUCGAUAUCUGCGGGCCAUCCAUCCCGAAAAUGAUGGGUCUGGAAGGAGAACAGGUUCAUCAGAGUGGGUCUGGCUGGUCUCCAGUGUAUGUUGAAGAAAACUUAGGUGUCAUGUCUGUGGGGUUCUUGCUUAGUAGUCCUGAUGAUGCUGUCAUUUGGAGAGGACCCAAAAAGAAUGGUUUGAUCAAACAAUUUCUUCGUGAUGUGGACUGGGGUGAAGUGGACUACCUGAUUGUAGAUACACCUCCAGGAACAUCAGAUGAACAUUUGUCUGUUGUGCAGUACCUCAGUGCAACGCACGUCGAUGGGGCUGUUAUAAUCACUACCCCUCAGGAAGUAGCACUUCAGGAUGUUCGGAAGGAGAUCAACUUCUGCCAUAAAGUGAAACUGCCAGUCAUAGGUGUUGUGGAAAAUAUGAGUGGCUUUGUAUGUCCAAAGUGUAAGAAAGAAUCUCAGAUCUUUCUGCCGACUACUGGAGGUGCAGAGAAGAUGUGUCAGAAUUUAAGUGUUUCACUCCUGGGUAAAGUGCCUCUAGAUCCUCAAAUAGGGAAAUGUUGUGACAAAGGCCAGUCUUUCUUGUCUGAAGCACCUGAGUCUCCAGCUACGUCAUCGUACAGGAACAUCAUUCAGAGAAUUCGGGAGUACUGUGAUCAACACCAUCUUCCAGAAGAAAAGAUUAUUUAAUCUAGGAAUGGAAUAAAAAUGUAGUUCCUGUUUAAUUAUAGAAAAAUAACUUACGCCUUGAAAUAAUAGAAGGAAUGUAUUCUUUUUGUAUAUUGCAAAUAAAUUCUUAAUGCAAA